Messenger RNA from Punica granatum (pomegranate), 2155 nucleotides. Lineage: Eukaryota; Viridiplantae; Streptophyta; Magnoliopsida; Myrtales; Lythraceae. The record is from RefSeq and is a predicted model, not a curated record.
AAAAGCGAAGAAAGGUAAAAUGAUAAGGAAGCGAACAAAUGACCGUAGUGCCAACCGCCACCAACGGUCACCUCUAUGGCGGCACUGCGCGACCCUACGCUCCCUCAAGCAAAUCCACGCCACCCUCAUCGUCAAGGGUUUCACCUCCGACCCUUCCGCCGUGAGGGAGCUCAUAUUCGCCGCCGCGGUGGUUGUCCCCGGCGCCGUGGGUUACGCCCUCAAGGUGUUCGACCGAAUUCCCGAACCGGACACCUUUACGUGGAACACCAUGAUCAGAGGGGCCGCCCAGAGCCUGAAGCCGCGGAGCGCGGUCUCGCUGUACACCCGGAUGGAGAACGGUGCCUCUGUGAGGCCCGACAGGUUCACAUUCCCUUUUGCAAUCAAGGCCUGCACCAAGCUCGGGCUGGCUCCGCUGGGGUUCUCCAUCCACGGGCGGGUUGUGAAGUUCGGGUUUGAGUCUAACACUAAUGUGAGGAACACACUUAUAUAUUUUCACGCGAAUUGUGGGGAGCUGGGAAUUGCGAGGGAACUCUUCGAAGCCUCGGGGAAGGCAGAAGUGGUGGCGUGGUCUGCAUUGACUGCAGGAUAUGCAAGGAGGGGGGAAUUGGGGAUUGCUCGGGAGCUGUUCAACGAAAUGCCCGUGAAGGACUUGGUCUCGUGGAAUGUGAUGAUCACUGGGUAUGCAAAGCGAGGGCAGAUGGAGGAGGCAAGAAAGCUCUUUGAUGAGGCCCCACAGCGGGAUGUGGUGACAUGGAACGCUAUGAUUGCUGGUUAUGUCCUUGGUAAGAGUAAUGACAAAGCUUUCGAGAUGUUCGAGGAGAUGAGGUUAGUUGGGGAAAUGCCUGAUGAUGUCACAAUGUUGAGCUUGCUUUCAGCCUGUGCAGAAUUGGGUGACUUGGAGAUUGGGACAAGGAUGCACCAAUUGCUUCAGCAACUUGGUGAAGGGGAUCUGAGCACUUUGGUCGGGAAUGCACUGAUUGACAUGUAUGCCAAAUGUGGGAGCAUUGAGAGGGCAUUCGAGGUUUUCUGUGUUAUGAAAGAGAGGGAUGUGUCAACCUGGAAUUCAGCGAUUGGAGGAUUGGCCUUCCAUGGGCAUGCCGAGAGAUCAAUCAGCUUGUUUAAGAAGAUGCUGAGGUUGAAAAUCCCUCCUGAUGAGAUCACGCUGGUAGGAGUCCUGAUAGCCUGCAGCCAUGCAGGAAAAGUCAAAGAAGGGCGCCAGUACUUUAACCUUAUGAGUGAAGAGUAUGAUAUCAAGCCAAAUAUACGGCAUUAUGGGUGUAUGGUGGACUUGUUUGGGCGGGCGGGACUACUUAAAGAGGCAUUUGAGUUUGUUGAGACGAUGGAGAUUCCUCCUAAUGCGAUCAUUUGGAGGACUCUGCUUGGGGCCUGUCGUAUUCAUGGGAAUGUUGAGCUGGGGGAGCUCGCAAAUGAGAGGUUGCUUCGUAUGAGACACGAUGAGAGCGGAGAUUAUGUUUUGCUUUCAAAUUUGUAUGCUUUAAAAGGAGACUGGAAUGGGGCUGAGAAGGUUAGGAAAUCAAUGGAUGAUAGUGGGAUAAUGAAGGGAACCGGGUAUAGCCUGAUUGAAGCGGAUGAUGAUAGAGCUCUCAUGCAUUAUUUGUUCAAUAUGAACUCGAAGGGGUAGUGAAACUGGGAAAACCGAAUGACCAAGAAGUGUUCAGAACUACAAAUGGGUGAGAACUUCUCUUGAAACGAAUCACCAAUGAUAAAUGAUAUCCCCCCGGCCUUUUCUCGAAAAUGAUAUGUGGAGCUGCUUACUUCUUUUGUUUGCAGUAAUGCAUUGUUCAAGAAUGAGAUGGUUGGUCGUCUAAAAUUUGAAAUGUGUUGAAGCUCAGUCACAUGGAAAGUUACCGUGUCAAAGAUGACCAAGACGAUUCUGCUGUUUUGUGCAGCGCUUCUCAUGAUGUGAAAGAUUGAGAAUGGGAGAGAAAGAAUCAGAUAACCGCUUACAACGCCGUUUGCAGCCACAAAGAACCUGCCAAAAGAAGCAGACCAAAGGAGAAACUUACGUGAAAGUUGGAAGGUCGUCAUACUCCGCCCUGAACCGAAUGAACCGUGUAAAGAAGGGGAGGGUCUCAUUGGUCGUCCCCAUGGCAAUAGCGCUCCCCAGAGUACAGAUAAAUGCCAGAACGCGAAG